ACGCGCGCGUCAUUUUGGUCUUAGGUAUAACAAAAAUGGCGCACAGCUGUCGGUGGCGGUUUCCAGCUCGGCCCGGGACCGGUAGAAAACUUGGUGCCCGUAAUCGGGUCCCUGCGCUCUUUUCUUUGCUGGAGCAGACGGUUUCUUCAUUCGAAGGAGAAUUUUUGACCGGAAGUAACGGGACAGGCCCAGUGGCGGGUCAGUUGCAAUGGGUCACCCUAGGUUUUGACGCUGCGCUGCAGGUCUCUGCCACCCUCGGGACAAAUCUUGGGAAAUUUCUGGAUGUCUGUGGGGAAACGAAUAGUAGUGGCAGUGAGGAUGAUCUCUUUCAAGGCUUUGGUUCAGAUGUUGAACGUAGAAAAGUACGGACUUCCACCAGACCUUCUGCAGAUAAAGUACAGCAGAGAAAGCCUCGUGGCAGACCAAGAACCAUCUCAGCUACAGUUUCUGAAAACCAGUCAGAUUCUCCUGUUGUAUUGCCCGCUGCUAACAAACCUGAGACGGUACCAGCAGAAAAAGAAAAGAAGCCAGAAGUUAAGAGUGGAGAAAAGAGAAGGGGUCGACCCCCAUCAUUGAACAGCCUUAAGCUUCAAGUAUCACAAGAAAAAGACAGCACAGAAAUACAAAAGGAGAAAACCGAAAAAGAAAACCUGAAGAAGGUAAAAAGGACGCCAUCUGCGACAUUACAGCGUGCUACAAAAAUAAAAAAGCUAAGAACUGUAAAGUUAUCUCCAUUGAAGCCCAGGUUUAAGGCAGCUAAACUACAGAUCAGUAAGGGCUCUCCAGUUGUACGUAAGAGAGGUAGACCACCAUCUUCAGAGCGUUUAAAGGCAGCACCAGCUGUAUUGCCUUCCCCUCAGCUAGAAAAGACACAAAGAGCUCGAAAAGAAAAAGAUGUGCCAUUGCCUGUCAGAAAAGAAGGAAAAACUACUGUACGUCAAAGCCCCCGUAGAAUCAAGCCUGUUAGAAUUGUUCCUCCUUCUAAAAGAACUGAUGCAACCAUUGCAAAACAGCUUCUACAGCGGGCUAGAAAGGGAGCUCAGAAGAAAAUGGAAAAGGAAGCAGCUAAACUACAGGGCAGGAAGGGGAGAACACAGCUUAAGAAUAUUCGACAGUUUAUUAUGCCAGUUGUCAGUGCAAUCUCUUCACGGAUUAUUAAAACUCCUAAAAGAUUUAUUGAAGAUGAUAGUUAUGUUCCCCCCAUAAAACUUGCUCGCCUUGAAUCAACUCCCAACAGUAGGUUUAGCACCACAUCUUGUGGGUCCAGUGAAAAAUCAAGUGCCGUAUCUCAGCAUUCUUCUCAAAUGUCCUCUGAUUCCUCCAGGUCCAGUAGCCCAAGUGUUGACACUUCUUCAGAUUCUCAGGCCUCUGAAGAAAUGCAGGCUCUUUCAGAAGAUCCAAGCUGUACACAAGAAAUGCAUUCCUCUUUACCUAUUGCGCAUUCUCCAGAUCCAAAUGGUAGUGAGAGGAGGAGUAGAAGGUUUAUGCUUUCAGAAAGAGGUCGUGGAGUAGGGAGACCAAGAAAAUUAUCUUCACAACCUCCCCUGCAGCAGUCAUCCUCCUCUUCUCCACCUCCCUUGCUGAGUCCAGCACCUCCACUCCAGAUUGCCCCUCUUUCUGACCCCACUCCCUGGUUGUUGCCUCCAAUGCCAAUGGGACCAGCAUUCUUGUCGGCAGCUGCUGCAGCAGCAGCUUUGCAAGACAAACGGAAAUCAAUUUUGCGAGAGCCAACUUUUAGGUGGACUUCCUUAAAGCAGGCUAGGUCAGAUGUACAAUAUUUCUCCUCUGCCAAAUAUGCCAAAGAAGGCCUUAUCCGAAAACCAAUAUUUGAUAACUUCAGACCCCCACCGCUUACUCGAGAAGAUGUUGGCCUAGCACCUCCCCCAGGUUUCUCAGCAGCCGGUGUCCCUGCACACCUAUUUCCUCAUCUUCAUUCUUCUCCAAGGUAUGAUGUGCACAAAAGAAGCCCCCUUUUACGGGCCCCACGCUUUACUCCAAGCGAGGCCCACUCUAGGAUUUAUGAAUCUGUUACCAUGACUUCUGCCUUGGGCAGACACUCAAGACAUUCAUCAUUGGCAGCUCAGUCUUCCAGGAAGAGGAAGAGAAGGGUGUUUAGUCCUAUAAGGCCAGAGCCAAGGUCUCCUUCCCACUCUAUGAGGACAAGAAGUGGACGAUUGAGUUCUUCUGAAACAUCAUCCCUUACCACCCCACAGUCUUCUGUAUCUUCAUCACUGACUAAUAUUUCUGUUAGCUCUAACACCAAUAGUGCCUUAACUCCAGCUUUUAGCUUCUCCUCAUCUUUGACACAGUCUGAAGUUGCUGCAGAUAAUGUACCGAGACCGAAACGACAGAGCAGCACUCAUGGAGAAACAUUUUCUGCUGGAACCAAAUCACCACUUUUCCAGUUGUUUACACCUAGUACCCAGAUGGACAGACGGAGAAAUAAAGUAAGAAUGGCAGACAGACUGGCUAAAGAGAAUGAAGGUGAUAGACCUGUAGAAAAGGACAAGGUCAGAGAAAAGGACAGAGAAAAAGAAAACAAAAGGGAGUCUAGGAAAGACAGAGAAAAGGUGAACAGAGGGUCUGAAAUACAGAGCUCAUCUCCCUUGUUUCCUUUGUCCAGAAUGUCCAAAGAAAAAGACCUUGAAGAUGGAGUUUCACCUUCUUCAGCAAAGAAAACUUUAGGAAGAAAAAAGUCCACCAUCACAGAUGCUGUUAAAGAUGGGGCUACUUUAACAUUAGGUGAUACAUCCAUAGCCAAGACUGCCAGAAUGCCCAAAAAAGGUAGAGGAAAUAUGGAGAGAACUGUAGGCUUAGAAGCAAGUCCAGAAGUUCCUUUGCAGGAGAAAGAAAAAACAGUACAUCUGCCUGUGGCCUCUGCUACAUCAACAAUUGCAGUGAAACAUUCCACAUCCACUAUAAGCUCCGUGCUGGCUCAGGCAGACAAAAUGCAGAUGGCAGACAAAAGGGUGGUUAGCCUGCUGAGAAAGGCCAAAGCACAGCUGUACAAGAUUGAAAAGAGCAAGUCACUGAAAUUAGCAGAGCAGCCUAAAGCACAGUUUCAGGGCCAAGAGAGUGAUUCAUCAGAGACAUCUGUGAGAGGACCGCGUAUAAAGCAUGUCUGUCGGAGGGCUGCAGUUGCUUUAGGACGUAAACGUGCAGUGUUUCCAGAUGAUAUGCCCACCUUGAGUGCCUUACCAUGGGAGGAAAGGGAAAAAGUACUUUCUUCCAUGGGAAAUGAUGAUAAGUCGUCCAUUGCUGGCUCUGAGGAUGCCGAACCCCCUGCUCCUCCUAUUAAGCCCAUCAAGCCCAUUACAAGACACAAGACUCAGUUGGAGCCUCCUGUAAAGAAGGGGCGUCGAUCAAGGCGUUGUGGUCAGUGCUCUGGCUGUCAGGUUCCAGAUGACUGUGGUGUUUGUACCAACUGCUUAGACAAACCGAAAUUUGGUGGCCGCAACAUCAAGAAGCAGUGUUGCAAAAUGAGAAAAUGUCAGAAUCUACAGUGGAUGCCAUCUAAAGCAUACCUUCAAAAGUCAGCUAAAGUAGUAAAAAAGAAAGAAAAAAUCAUGAAAAUGAGUGAGAAGAAGGAGCCACAAUCUGGGAAAACUCAGGUAGAUUGUGUCCAGAAAGCAAACCACCAGAGUACAGUCUUGGAGGAUGAUCCAAACCAAGAAAAAAAUGAACUUACUGAAAAGCUCAAUGAAGAAAAGUCAGAGGAAGUGAGAUGCUCAUCUCCAGAUGUAGAAACUAAACAAACAUCCUCACCAGUGCAAAAGACCAACAAACAAAUUAGUCAGCAGUCACAAGUCAGCGACCCCCAGCAACACAGUCCAGAGCUGCCAAAAAUGGAGGCUUGCAGAUCCGCACCUACUGAAACAAAGAGAAAGCUGCUGACACAGUCUGAGCUGGGAGUGGAUCAGAAUAAACAGAAGAAAGCAGUCCCUCGCGCAUGUUUUGUUCCAAAGCCCAAAGAAAAGGAAAAAUCUCCAUUGAACAAGUCUGAAGCCAGUACAUUAAACCUGUUGAGCACACCUGUAAAUAGCAGCAGUGGUAGUAGGCUGAAGCCCCCUGCAGAUGGCAUCCACAGGAUAAGGGUGGAUUUUAAGGAGGACUGCGCUGUGGAGAAUGUCUGGGAGAUGGGUGGGCUGAGUAUCCUGACCUCUGUACCUGUAACCCCACGGGUAGUCUGCUUCCUUUGCACCAGCAGUGGUCAUGUGGAGUUUGUGUAUUGUCGGGUCUGCUGUGAGCCUUUUCAUAUGUUCUGUUUGGAUGAGUGUGAUCGUCCCUUGGAGGACCAGUUGGAAAAUUGGUGUUGCCGUCGCUGUAAAUUCUGUCAAGUCUGUGGACGCCAGCAUCAAGCCACAAAGCAGCUAUUAGAAUGUAACAAGUGCCGAAACAGUUAUCACCCGGAGUGCCUGGGACCAAAUUACCCAACAAAACCUUCAAAGAAAAAGAAAAUUUGGAUCUGUACAAAGUGUGUUCGCUGUAAAAGCUGUGGAACCACUACUCCAGGAAAAGGAUGGGAUGCGCAGUGGUCCCAUGAUUUCUCACUGUGUCAUGAUUGUGCCAAACUUUUUGCUAAAGGAAAUUUUUGCCCACUCUGCAACAAGUGCUAUGAUGAUGACGACUACGAGAGUAAAAUGAUGCAGUGUGGCAAGUGUGACCGAUGGGUGCAUGCUAAAUGUGAAGGUCUUUCUGAUGAAAAAUACGAGAUCUUGUCCAGCUUACCUGAGAGUGUGGCAUACACAUGCAGUAGAUGUACGGAGCACCGCCCUGCCGAGUGGUGUUUGGCACUUGAGAAGGAGGUGCAGUCUCUGCUCAGACAGGUCUUAACUGCACUGUUGAACUCCAGGACGACCAGCCACUUGUUACGUUACAGGCAGGCAGCGAAGCCUCCUGAUUUAAAUCCUGAGACAGAGGAGAGUAUACCUUCCAGAAGAUCACCAGAAGGACCUGAUCCACCAGUCCUCACAGAAGUCUGUACACACGAAGAUCUACAUCCUCAAGACUUGGAAAGUGUGAAAAGAAAAAUGGACCAGGGAGCAUACACUUCUGUGCUUGAGUUCAGUGAUGAUAUUGUGAAGAUCAUCCAGGCAGCCAUGAAUGCAGAUGGAGGGCAGCCAGAAAAUAAGAAAGCGAACAGCAUGGUUAAAUCCUUCUUUGUAAGGCAAAUGGAACGUGUCUUCCCUUGGGUCAGUGUUAAGGAGUCAAGAUUUUGGGAAUUGCAUAAAGUAUCCAGCAGCAGUGGUUUGUUGCCUAAUGCUGUGCUGCCGCCAUCACUGGACCAUAAUUACGCUCAGUGGCAGGACCGAGAAAAGGACAGUUACUCUUAUCAUCCCCCACCGAUGAAGAAGAUUAUUCCAGCACCUCAACCCAAAGGACCUGGAGACCCCGAUUCCCCCGUACCAGGCCCUCCACCCACACCUCCUUCUGCAGGCUUGGACAGAAACAAUGAGGACAGCCCAGAAGUAAACCCACCCCCAGAUGUGGAAGACAACAGACAGUGUGUACUCUGCUUAAAAUAUGGUGAUGAUGGUAUGAAUGAAUCUGGACGGCUUUUAUAUAUUGGCCAGAAUGAGUGGACACACGUUAACUGUGCACUGUGGUCAGCUGAAGUAUUUGAAGAUGAUGAUGGAUCCCUGAAAAAUGUGCAUAUGGCAGUUAUCCGAGGAAAGCAGCUGCGCUGUGAGCACUGCCAGAAAGCAGGUGCAACAGUCGGUUGUUGUUUGAGCACAUGCUCUAGUAACUAUCACUUCAUGUGUGCUCGAGUAAGGAGCUGCAUCUUUCUGGAUGACAAAAAAGUCUACUGUCAGAGACAUCGAGACCUAAUCAAAGGCGAGAUUGUACCUGAAAAUGGUUUUGAAGUGCUGCGAAGGAUCUUUGUUGAUUUUGAAGGCAUGAGUUUAAGAAGAAAAUUUCUAAAUGGUCUUGAACCUGAAAAUAUUCACAUGAUGAUAGGUUCCAUGACAAUUGACUGCUUGGGAAUUCUGAAUGAUCUGUCUGACUGUGAGGACAAGUUGUUUCCUAUUGGAUAUCAGUGUUCAAGAGUGUAUUGGAGUACUACAGAUGCUCGAAAGCGGUGUAUUUACACAUGCAAAAUUUUGGAAUGCCGUCCACCUGCUUCUGAACCAGAUAUCAAUAGUACUUUGGAGCAUGAUGAUAACAGAACAAUCGCACAUAGUCCAGCAUCAGUUGCAGAGGUUGGUACAUUAGAACAAAAGGCAGUAGAUGUUCCUGUGCAGCCAUUGCCAGGUUUCUCCACAGCUAAACAAAGCUCCUGCAUUUUAGCACCUCCAGGACUUCAGGGAACAAACAAGAAUAAGUUUCCUAAUAACUUAACAUCAUCACGGGCUCCUGGAUCUAGGCCACUUCCUUCUGCAGGAAACCUUACUCCAGUGUCUCAUGCAGUUGUCACGGUUGGAGAUCCAUUACUUUGUUCAGGGUUGCGGAGCAUUGGGUCCAGAAGACACAGCAGUUUGUCACCACAACUGUCUAAGUUCAAGAGUAAAUCACCAGGUAGAGCAAGUUCCUCUUGUGUAAGAACCCAUAUAUCUCCAGCAUCCUCAAUGCCUGUAACAUUGUUGGACAGAGAACAGACUUUAAAAACAAUUGAAAGUUCUGCAAGUACGCAAACUAACUUAAUGCAUGGCAGUUCUGCUGCAUCUGUCCAUAAAAGAACUGUUACUUCUAAUGGUGUGAAAUGUGAUAUACUGGAUGGUUCUGCAGCACCUCAGCUGUUAAGUCCAUUAAUGGCUUCAAAAGACUGCACGGCAUCUUCAGAUAUUUCAUCCCGAAUUGCUUCGUCAAAGGUAGACAAGGCAGCUGCUUUAAGUGGAAGUGAGCCAGCUCUUGAAGCAUCUAUUCAGAUGAAUUCUUUUGCUGCUGAAACCAUGCCUGCACAGUCUCCAAUUACGUUACCCAGAGAAUCAAGUGAUAAUAUAGGUGGACUACUGCCUGAACCAGCUUCUGUAAUAUUUCCUUCUAAAGGAUCUUUAUGUUCACAUUUGCAUCAGAAAGGCUUAAGGGUCUCUAGCGACUGGCAAGAGGAUUCUCUGCAAAUAGAAAAAAAAGGAACAAUUUACUUACAAACCCCAGAAUUUAAUAAAAAGCGACUCCAUUUUUCUGGCAUAGGCAAUACGUCAUUUAAUGAUCGUACAGGUGCGAGCACCAAAGAAAAAAGACGUAUAGUAAAAUCAUUGCUGAAAGAAUUUUCUAAGGAGAGAAAUUCAGAUAAAUUGUCUUCCGAUUCAGAUGAGCUGAUGGCUAGCAGUAGAGUAUCUCUUAGUAUGGGUAAAAACUUAACUGGUCCGAUUUUAAGUGAAAAUGAGAAAAAGUGCUCCGAAGGGAAAUUAUGUAGUACUGGGAACAAGGUAUUAUCUAGGUCAGAUGUGGAACAGAUUUCUAAAAUUCAGUCUAUGCACAGUGAUAAAUCCACAGAUGAAUCACAGUCUCCACGGAAGCGCACUGUUAAAGUAACCUUAACGCCAUUAAGGAUGGACUCUGAAAACCAGUCUAGAAGUUUGUUGCAGGAAAGUGUAUCUGACUCUCAGUGUCAUGGUGCAGCGAGAGCUGACUUGAUUAUAUUAGCUACAGCUUCUGAAAGGUUAGAGAGCAAUAAUGCCAGUGCCAAACCAAGUGAUUCGGCUACAUCUGAGCACGAAGACAGCAUUGCGUAUUUGAGUACUGUUCAAGAUAGUGACCUUCCUUUGACAGAUGAAAACAAAACGCAAGAGAAUAGUACAAUUAAAAGGAGAUAUCCAAGGCGCAGUGCACGGGCACGAUCCAACAUGUUCUACGGACUGACUCCCUUGUAUGGUGUACGCUCGUAUGGUGAGGAAGACAUUCCAUUCUAUAGCAGUUCAACAGGGAAAAAGAGAGGUAAAAAAUCUGCAGAAGGACAGGUAGAUGGGGCUGAUGAUUUAAGUUCAUCUUCUGAAGAAGAUGAUGGCUACUAUUAUAACUUCAGCAGAACUGUUGUCACAUCAAGGCAAGAAGAAAGACUAGGAGCACACAGUUUUUUCAGAGAGGAGGAGAAUGAGCCUCAGAGAGUUUCUCAGUUAGAUGGUGUGGAUGAUUGGUCUGAAGGUGAUGCAAGCACUGGAACAGUUGCAAGUAGUGUAACACACAAAAUCAAAAGAAGGAGCAGGAAGUAUGCGGAAUACGGUGAUACAGGGAGAGCUGAAAAUACCCCUAGGACUUUGUCUUAUUGUAAAACUAGUGCUCUCAAACUAAACCGCUACCCCUGCAUAAGCAGGGGUGAACAUCAGUGUGAUUUUUCUGACACACAGCCUGAAAAGUUAUGUAAUCGUUGGCUUGUUAAUACAAAUAUCCCUGUAAUCAGAACAGUUUUUGGUUCCUUUACCAAGGAUCUCCAGAAAUCUGACAUUGAUUGUAAGGUGGCCUGUGAUCAUAAAACCAGGAAUGUUGGCCUAAGGAAGCUAGCCUUUGAAAAGAGUUCAGAAGAAAAGAUUCCAGCCAGUAAUUCUUGUUUUGCAAAGGCAGGUUCAAGGCACACCCACUCAGCAGUUUUCAGAACUUUCAGAAAUCAUUCAGCUGAUAUUUCAGCACAAGUGCUGAAUUAUGGCAGUCCAUUUCAGAGGCUGUGUACAUCCACUGGAGAUGGAAGAUUGGAUGAAGGUGGGAAAGCUGGCUUCAUGCAGGCAUUUCCAUCUUAUUCUUGCAUGGGUUCUGUCAAGUGUCUUGGACAUACUUCAUACCAAAGAACCAAAGGACAUAAGGAAGACAUUCUAACAUCAAAAACACAUGAUCAGACUGAAAGUAUAAGUUCAGUAGAUACAGUUGAUAAUGUAAGCACAAAUUCUGAAGAUGAUGAUUGCUAUUGCAGUUUUACUAGAAUUGUUGUUACCUCAGGGGUGGAGCCGAAAUUUCUGCCUUGCAGGUUUUUCCGGCAGGAGGAAGUUUGUGCCAAGAUUGCACAGCUUGAUGGCGUAGAUGAUGAGGCAGAAAGUGACACUGCUAGUUCUGCAAAACCUGGAAAGGUGGUUCAGGUAAAUAAAGGAAACAAGAAAGAAAAUAGGUUAAAGCGUGCAGAACUUGAUCAGCAUGAGCAAGCUAGUGAAAAAGAAUUGGCUGCUAAGAGUGGUUCUGAUCAUAAGGCCAGUGAUUCGAAGAUGGAGAACUGCCUUCCGGUGAGCAGGGUUAAGCCACAAGGGCAGGAUUCCUUAGAUGCCCAACUUGGAACCUUGGAUGUGAGUCGAAGAGCCCAUGCAAAUGCUCCUUCAGAUAAAAACAUACUGGAUUCAUUCAAUACAGAGCUGCUUAAAUCUGACUCUGACAAUAACAAUAACAGUGAUGACUGUGGCAACAUUCUCCCCCAUGAUAUUAUGGAUUUUGUCUUAAAGAACACUCCUUCUAUGCAGGCAUUGGGAGAAAGCCCUGAGUCAUCGUCAUCUGAAUUGUUAACACUAAGUGAGGGCUUGGGUUUGGACAGUAAUAGAGGAAAAGACAUGGGUUUAUUUGAAGUGUUUUCUCAGCAGUUGUCUAACACUGAGCCAGUAGACACUGGCGUUUCUUCUUCAAUAUCUGCAGAAGAACAGUUUGAGCUGCCUUUGGAGCUUCCUUCUGAUCUGUCUGUUUUAACAACUCGUAAUCCUACUGUACCUAGUCAGAAUCAUAGCAAUCUUCCGGUAAUCUCAGAGUCCCAGUUGACAAGUGCAGGUGAUGAUGAGAUGCUGAAUCUGUCUCCUGAGGAGACUGUUGAGAAAGGUGUUUCUGAAAAGUCUACUACAUCUAGUGAAGAUGAUGAUGAUGAUGAUGUUGAUGAUGCAGACUUGUUGUCACAGGCUGUCAAGUCUACUAAUGAAGGUCAGGUGACCCCAGAUCAUUUCAUUCAAGGACAUAUAGAAACAGAGCAUAUAGCUAGCCCUUCUUGCAGUCAGGUUGAUCAGGGGCAUGCCAGCAGUCAAGAUAUAAGCAGAAGUGGAACUCCAAAUGUCCAGGUUCCUGUUUCUCCCUCUGUACCAAUGCAGGGUCAGAAGUAUGUCUCAAAUUCAGCAGACAGUCCUGGCCCUUCCCAAGUGACAAAUGCUGCAGUGCAAACCACAUCUCAUUUGACAUCUGCAACAGAAAAAUUAAUUGUUGUCAAUCAACAUAUGCAGCCUUUGUAUGUUCUUCAAACACUUCCAAAUGGAGUUACACAAAAAAUACAGCUUACAUCUUCUGUAAGUCCUGCAGCACCUGUAAUGGAUGCAACAGCUUCUGUCCUUGGACAUAUUGGAACCGGGCUUACAUUAACUCCAGGACUAAGUGCUGCAUUACCACCUCACCAGACUGUUUUUCCUUCAUCUAACAAAGGACUGCUACCAAUAUCACAUUGUCCACAGUUACGUACUUUCCCAGCAACUACUCCCACUGGUUUUCAGUCUGCAAUCAGCAGUUCUGCUUCUGGCUUAUUAAUUGGCGUACAGCCUCAUCAAGAUUCUCAGCAUCUUGUAUCAGAGUUGAGUCAGAGGUCUGACCUCAGUUCCACUGUUCAAGCUCCAUCGUCUAGCCUUAGCAGAAAGAGGUUACUGUCUAAAAUACAUUUAAGGAAAAAGAAGCCUGCUCCAUCUGGUGUUCAGUCUGCAGUAAGUCCAUCUGAAAUUGUUCCCAACCUGACUUUGAUUAAUUUUUCUACCUCUCAGCAUUCUGGAGGGACAACUAACCAAUCAGGCUUGGUAGAUUUAGCCAGUCUUCCAAAUGCUACACCUCAUCGAACAGUUCCUGCCAUCAUCAAGAAGUCAAAAUCUGGAGUAGUGUAUUUUGAACAAACACCUUUGCCUCCACAAACCAAGACUAUUACUGUGACAACAGCUGUUGGUAGCACCUCAAGUGCUGCUGAUCAGGAUGUCAGUCAUCUUUCCACAAGUCAUUUGCAUGGAUCAACUCCAAAUAAAUCUGUCCAUAGUGUAGCUAUACAGACUUCAUCCACGCAAACUACUACUGACAGCUCCCUUUCUGAAAGUAUUUUGCAUCAGCCUUCAGUUACCCUUAAAAGUCCAAGACUACAUGAUUCCUCUGAUGUAGCAGGGUCUAUAGGCAGCCUGUACAAAACAGGUUCACAACAGUCAGCAUCCUUGCAGUCAAAUGCAGCUUUCUCAGAACUAGGAACAUCUCCAAGCCCAAACAUGAACACUUUAACUGUGACAUCAGGUGUCUGUGUGCUUCCAUCAGCUUCAGCUGUUGGAAUGCAGGUAACUCAUUUGUCUUCUGACCAAGAAGAUUCCUUUCAUUUGCAACAGCAUGUGGCACAGGUUUUGGAAGAUAAACCUGCAAUAGGUUCUGCACAUUUAGAUCACAGUAAUACAUCUGCUACCAUCCUACAGCUUACAGACCUUCCCAGUACUGCUGGCUUUUCUCACCAGCGUCUUCCAGCAUCUUUACAGGCCUCUUCAGUAUCUGCAGCAUCAUUGCAGGUAGUAGAGCAGGGACAUAGAACUCCUACUCCAGUUUCUGCAAAGACGCAUGUGAAAGUAAAAAGGCCACAACUAACAUUGGAGAAAGGAAAUGGAAAAAAGCAUAAAACAUUUCAUAUGCAACCAGAUUCUUCAGGAGGUUCCAAUUUAAUGACAGACGUCAAAGCUAUGACACCAGGCUCAGUCGUAGGGAUGAGUGCAGUAGAUGUGCCUGAAAUGGACAUUGACAAUCAAAAACAACCUCAGGAAUGUAUGCACUCAACAGGGCAAGUGACAGCUGUCCCAGAAUCUCAGUCAGUGCUUGGCCAGUCAAUUACUAAUGAAAGAACUGGGCUUUCAGAAACCAGUCGGUUUGAUGGCAGUAAGGACAUCUUGAGCUCCCCAGCUCUGGAUCUUAGUGAGCAAGAACAGAAAAAGGAACGCUUUCCUGAGAACAAACCAAAGAAAGGGCUGAUGUUUGAAAUAUCGAGUGAUGAUGGUUUUCACUACUCCUCAGAAAGUAUAGAGGAGGUGUGGAAGUCACUUACUGACAAAGUUCAAGAGGCACGCACUAAUGCCAGAUUAAAACAGCUCUCAUUUGCAGGAGUCAGUGGUUUAAAAAUGUUGGGAAUUAUCCAUGAUGCUGUGGUAUUCCUGAUUGAGCAGCUUUAUGGGGCCAAGCAGUGCCAGAAUUAUCAUUUCCGAUUUCAUAAACCUGAGGAAGCAGAUGAGCCACCACUCAAUCCACAUGGCUCAGCUAGGGCAGACGUGCAUCAGAGAAAAUCAUCUUUUGACAUGUUCAAUUUCCUGGCUUCAAAACAUCGCCAGCCUCCUGAUUACAAUCCCAAUGAUGAAGAGGAGGAGGAAGUGCAGCUGAAGUCUGCAAGGAGGGCGACAAGUAUGGACCUGCCAAUGCCAAUGAGAUUUAGACACUUAAGGAAGACCUCAAAGGAAGCAGUUGGAGUCUAUAGGUCACGUAUUCAUGGACGAGGCCUUUUCUGUAAAAGGAAUAUUGACGCAGGUGAAAUGGUGAUUGAAUACUCGGGCAAUGUUAUUCGCUCUGUACUUACUGAUAAACGAGAGAAGUACUAUGAUAGUAAGGGGAUUGGUUGCUAUAUGUUUCGCAUUGAUGACUAUGAAGUGGUUGACGCUACCAUGCAUGGAAAUGCAGCCCGUUUCAUCAAUCACUCCUGUGAGCCCAACUGUUACUCUCGUGUUAUUAACAUUGACAGUCAGAAGCACAUUGUUAUCUUUGCUAUGCGAAAGAUCUACCGUGGUGAAGAGCUAACGUACGAUUAUAAAUUUCCCAUAGAAGAUGCUAGUAACAAACUACCUUGCAACUGUGGGGCAAAGAAAUGCCGGAAGUUUUUAAAUUAACUUGUACAGCUGGACUAAACCGACCCCUCCCAGAGCCAAAUGCGACACUGGAAAUACGAUUCUGUAGCUAAGAGGACAUUAAACCUGUUUAAACAGUCUUGCACGUAAAGUCAUUUUAAAGAUAUCAUUGUAUUUGUGUAUAUAGUUCAUGUAUAACUUAUUUUUCUUUUAAGAAGACCCUUUUCAAACUUCAGUUUAUCAAGAACAUAUUUUCAUAUCACUUUCCUUUUGAUGUAACGGAUUUGACUGGUUUUACCAUGGAUUCCCUUGGUUUAUGAAACUGACCUGUUUACUUUCAGUAUCAUGUUGCCAGACUGUUGUCUGCUGCUACAUGAAAUGAAUCCUGCAUUUUAUUAUGCUGCAGGUCCAGUGCUUGUAUAUUUUUUAAUUGUCUCAUUUUAAUGUUCAUAGGUUGUGAUGUGGUUGGUAGCAUACAGUUUGCUACCUUUACUGUUACAGAUAUUUCAGCAUACCAUCAGGCCCUGGAAGAGGUAAAUUAGCUUACAAAUUACCAAAUGUCGGGUUCGGGGAAAAAGAGUGAAAUAUUUUACAUCUGGGACACAGUUACUUUGGACUUUACUUAGACAUAGGAAUUGAGUGGAGCGUGGACCGCGAGCUCAUGUUCAUUGGAACUUUGAAAGAUUGACACUAAAGAACUGAAAGCAACAUUAUUACGUCUUUUGCAAGGCAGUUCAGAUGUACUCAGGAAGUCUGCAUUUGAAACUGUAAUGUGAUCCCAUUUUCCAUGCUUUAGAUCUCAUCUGCCAACCACAUUAAUUGAAAUUUACACUACUGUCUUGGAGCCUGCACCACAUACCGUCACCUGAUGCUGUAACCUGUCUGCCUCCAAACUUGGCAAAACGGAUUUGAACUUGUUGGUACAGUUAUUCGAUUUUACUCUGUGUCAUGUUCAUAGUUUAAUAAUAUUUAAAGUUUUAUAAAGUGUAAAUAUUUGGUAUAUUUUUCUAGAGGAAGCACUUAAUAUUGAAAAGCACUUAAGACAGAGCUAUUUUUUCAGACUGGUGUUAUCAUGAUUUAAAAAAAAUUGUGUUGUAUUUAUUGUAGAAAAGCAGAGAGUUGUUUUUAUUGUAAACCAUUUCCCUUCAUUUUAUUUUUUUUGUUUGAUUUUGUUUUUAAUAUUUGUUUUGUUGAAGCGCAUAGCAUUAACAAAAAAAUUCAGGUAAGAGGAAAAAAAAAUGGUUGGACAUUCCUUUGACAAUAAACAUCUGUUCCUGCAUCUGGCUGAGUUACAUAACCAUCUCCCGGAAGCUUGCCAUGAGUCAUCCUCUUCAUUCACAGCUCAAGUAAAGAGGAAUUUGAUUCAGAAAGUUUAUUUUGAAGUAAAACCAGAUGUUUGUCUACAAAAUAAAGCUCGAUUUCAGAUGAUAACCCUUAAAGGAGAAGAUAUGGCACUGUAUGGUACAUGACUUCCUGCUCUUUGUUUAGCAUUUCCUUCUUUUACAAUUUUCUGUUUGGACUCUGUUAACUAAAGGUUUUUAUUUAACUACUACUCCCUUGAAGCAUGGAAAGCUGAAUUAAACUAUGAAAGCUCACUCCAGGACUAAGCAAAGAAGCAGUAUACUGAGGAAUGUUUGCCAUAUUGUGAAACUGUAAUCUACUUUCAGCCUAGAUAGGGACCAGGUAUAUGUAGAAGGAGCCUUGGUAUAUCAUCUUUGUUCAAAGAAUAGCAAGCAGUUAGGUGCUGCAGUCCCAUCCCCAUUUUGUUAUUUUGAGUAUUGGUGCACCUAGUUAAAGUGGGGCUGGAACCCCACACUGUUGGUCCCAGCACAGAGAGUACUGCUGAUUGAUAUAAGUGAAGUCACCUCUGACAGGCAGCACCAAACUGUAGUCUUUUCUGUGUUUCUUUCUUGUAUCUGCUGUCCUGCAGAAAACGUCAGCUCACUGAACUGUGACAUUUUCAUCUGUAUACCAGUUUGUGGUUAAUAAUGUCAGCACUGAAAACUGUUACACAACACUGAUAUGUAUGUACUCUUAGUUUUGACUUGAGCCACUUCAGUAAGCCUGCCUCCCACAGUAUGGUAAACCAGACAUUAAACUGGCUUUAGUUGCAAAGCACCAAAGUAAGCCCUCUCCUCUGCAUUAAGUCAUCUGUCACUGUAGUAAAUGCACAAGUUUGCAGUAUUGAAUAGAACAGAAUUUCAAACCAUAACAAAGUGACCAUUGCUACUUUCGAGCAGAGCAGGUUUGGUUGUAGACCUUGUAAUGAUGGUAAGGGGAGGAUGCGUGUGGGUCUGGUGUUUUAUACACCAGCGGGAAAAAAUUACAGAUGAAAAAUUUGAGAUAUUCUAACUUGAAGUACUCUUUAUCCCUUUAAAAAAGCACACAUAGAAAGGAAGUUGUUGUGGUUGUAUUUUGUUUGGCUUCUGCAUAGAAAAAUCAUCUUAGGUAACAACUUAAGAUAUGAAGAGCAAGGCCUUUUGUGCUUCAGAUAUACACUGCAUCUGUUCUUGGAAUAGCCUUGUGCAUCUUUAAGAAUUUAGUGAAGAGAGUAUGUGGCAAAAAAAGCACAAUUAUUGUUGCUUUUGUAUGCUAUGAGGGCCAUGUUUUUAAUGGCAUGGCAUAAAGUAGCAAAAACGGAUAAUACUGUUUAAGGGUACGUGGUGAUAAACUUCAUAAUGCGGUUGAGACAGUUUCACAGUACUUGGGAACAGAUGCUUUUUGUGACAGUCAGAUGCUUCAUUGUCUCAUCUUAUUAGCAUUACCAUGCUUACAAUUGCUGAUCUUUUUUUCCAUCUUAUUAAUAUGCAAGAGGAAUCCAAUACAUAGAUGCAUACAGAUGACAGAAGUCCUUGUGUGAUCAGCAUCUUUUAAUGCAUAAUGUGCUCAUGCUGGCACCAAACCCAUCUCUUGUGUUCACAGGCUUCUUUGUUGAGCAGUAACCAGAGCCCAUGUAGUUGCUUCUCUUAAAACAUAUGCACUGUGGGACUUUUUUUUGCACUGACAGAAGGGACUUUUUAAUGUAAUAUAGAUUUAUAACAGAAUAGAAUUACUUAGUGAAAGUGACAACCCACAUUGUGAAGCCAGUUUACUGUAAUGCUUUUGUUUAGUAAAGUAACAAUUUCUGUUGUAUGUGUUUAAGAUCUUUAACCAUGUAGUCAUCAGUUUCUGAAAUGCUGCUUCACUGUACUUUUGUUGAAGUCCUCUUUCUCAGUCAUAAACUGUUAAAUGUAACUGCUGGGUCUGGCACAUAACUACUGUUUGUCAUGUGAGGUAGUGUAUUUUUUUUAUUUUAUUUUAUUUUAACCUGCCCAUAUUACCUAGUGCUAGGUGGAACAGUUUGUUGACCUGCAUUCCUUCAUUCCCUGUUAAAUUAUCACCCCAUCUAAGUAAUACUUUUACUUUAUAAAGCAUAAAAAGGGCAGAUAAUUACUUAUGUUCAGGGCUGUGGUGUUUGACCAGUAAAAAAAUGUAUAUGUGUGUGUAUGUACACACACACACACACAUAUAUAUAUAUAUAUAUAUAUAUAUAAUAUCCAUAUGCAUACAUGUGUGUAUCUAAGUUUGUAAUUUGCUGAAAUGCGCAAUUACCGGGGGCGGGGAAGUAUUAACUCAUAUCAAACAGCAAAUGGAUAACCAGCAUUUAACACUGAAUGUGUUUUUUGGUUUUUUUUGCAGAGGUCAUGCCCUCUUACAACCCCCCCCCCCCACUCCUCCUGCUACUUAAAUGCCAAAUUUCUCCAUCUUCACAGUAAUAUGAUCUCUCUCAUUAAAACUGGCAUCCUGCAAUUGGCUGAAUGGUCACAUGUUUGUACCACUACUUUCCUCCAUUCAACAAUGAAAAUGUAGGACCAUUUAAAUGUAGUUCAUGGAUGUGGGUGUUAAAAAUUGAGUGCAAGUAAUUUAAACUUGUCUGAACUUUGUCAACUUUGUUGCAUUGCUGGGUUAAGAAUCCAUUUUAAAAAACUGCAACAAAAGUAGCUUGUAGUAGAAUCAGUUGAAAAAAUAAAAAUCACUGUUUACUCUGGCUUACUAAUAUACUGCAGAUAUCAAACAUUACAUUAGGAGGCAGAUACUGCCUAUACUCUUACUGUUCUUUUACUUUCUUGUGAUAACUUCAUAGGUAGUCAUGUGACUAGUGAAGAUAUUAUGUUAAAGUCCUUCCUUGAUGAAUCUCUGGUAUGUUUUCCACCUUUCCGAACUCCAUAUCUUUCUUUUUCAACAAAAUCCAGCAUUAGGAGAUGUCUGCUAACUUCCACCAGCUCACUCUGUGAUAUAAUGCACUGAUUAUGUAAGUGGUGUGUCCCAAGACCUUGCUAUUUCUUUACUGCAUCUCUCUCAGUUUGGAUCUUGAUCCUUACUAUCAUCGGUCAAAAUUUUGCAUUCACACUACAAGAAGUGACAGUGUGGUUAUCAGAUUAUCAACUAAGACUCCUGUCCAUCUACAUUGAUUGUUUUGUCUUGGAGAAGUGCACCAUGUUGAAAAUGUGCGCUGUAGGAUUCAUUCUAGCUACCAGGCACGGAAUGAGGGCGAAGCUGUUAAUACACCUUGCGGGGGGAUGGGGUGUUGGUAAAAAUCUUUACAUGGGACAUUGAGUCGAAAGGCCAUUUUGUACUUCUAGGCACAAAUAUAUGCAGCUCCAGAGGAACAGCUAUUUAGAGUUGAGAUCCAUAGCUGAAUAUUUCUAAGGUAGGGUUAGAGUUCAGCAAAUCCCAGACCCUUCAGGUGGUAAUCUUUCUUUCUGUUAGCUGGGAUUUGAAUACUAACCAAUUCUCUGCCAAAGACCUUAAGAUAGUGGGAUGUGCACCUGACGCUCCCACCGUGAGAUACAAACUAAAACAUGUUGCAUUGCCUGCUAGGCAAUCAGCUGGAAUCUGUUGGUGACUAGCUUGAAUCUGAAGAUCAGUUUGUCUCUGGAGUCUUACAGUUGUGGAUGAAGAUACUCACAACCAAGGAAUGUUCUCCUGGGAUUGGCCCCCACCCUUGCCCGUAAAGGCCAGGAAGAUGUAGAUGACAAAGGUCCAUCUGUUCAUCCCACACAAAGUCUUGUAUCCUCUAGUCUAGUUUAAUUUCUGGUUAGAACUUAUAGCGCUGGUGUGGGAGCACACUUUUAGGUCUAAAAUGCUUCCCCGUUCUGAUCUUGGUUAGUGCACAAUUCAGUCUCUUUCCCUUAGUUAAGACACCCAGCACUAAUCUGUCACACUGUUUCUCUCUGUUACAUACACACACACACACACACACUGUAGCAAGGGUAAUGUUACUCUCUAAUCCUCUAGGCUUUCUUCUGCAAAGGCUCUCAAACUCAGUGUGUCAGAGGCUCACCAAAUCACUUCUCUGGUAGAGAUCCCCUCCCUUGGAGAUGUGUGUGACACUUAAGAACAGUUUAUACAAAACUGAAAUCUCUCUCCUCCCCCUACACUAGAAGGUCCUGGUGUGAUUUCUGUGAAAACCUGAGGUGGCUUGUGUUAUACUACCAUUGGAUCCUGUUGUCAGAAAUGCCUUUAGAGCAUCUUGGAGACAUUGUGUCUCUGUCCAUUCCACCAAAAAAUGCCAAUGUGUUACAAGUCACUGCUUGAGUGGUUAGGCAGACCAAAUUACUAACUAGUCUAGCACUGACUAAUGUGAUUUCUUUAUUCUAGGAGACCAUUGCAUUUUACCAACCCACUGCCUGCCAAGGUGUUUAGAGUUCUGGACAGAUGUGAUAACAGUGUGGACAUCUCUGUUACACUAGGGCUUGGGGUGAGGUAGUAUUUGUCUUACCUGUCACAGUUUUAGGCUCACCUUGUUAGGAAGGGACUUGAUAAACUUGGCAAGCUGUUGUGUCUAUGCUCAAGGGAGACCUUUCUAGCAAACUGUGUAUAGCUCUUGUAGUGGAAUACCACACUGUCUGUGGCUACAAGCUCCUCUGCCUAACCAGGUCACUACAGUUAAUGCAGAGGGGUUAAGGCUUUGAACUGUUAACAAGUUACUUCCUUGCGGUACAUGGUUUGAUUCCUUCAGUCUUCAUUUGUGUACUUUGUGAACCUGAGCAAGUCACUUAAGCAUUUGGGCUAGGCUCCUCAGUGAUCUCCUGGACUGCAUACCUAGUAAUUGCCUAUGAACGUAUGAGAUUGUCUUCACUUAAAGGAACUCUGCAGCAAAAUACUGGAUACCUACUUUUCAGGGGAAAUGCUUUUUUGCCAGUCAGCUCUGGACUUGGUCACUGACCUGAUGAGUUAGCAGGCCCUCUGUGGAAGGACCUUUGUGGUCCCUGCUGCUGUCAUCCACUGCUUCUUUUUUUUUAAUGUGGGCAACUACUAGAGAGGAAGUGGCCUCCUCAGUGCUGUCUGAAGGCCUUCCAUUGUUAUGUGGUCCUGUCUCAUAUGCCAGUGAAGUUCUCCAAAAGUUUGUUUUUGUCUGCCACUCCACCACAGUCAUCAGUCUAGGAUUGCAUUUUUGAGGGGAAGUCUCUUUCUUCAACCCCCCCCCCCUCCCCGAGACCUUUCACAAAAGAGCAGUGGUUUCUACAAUCUGAAGACAAGGGAUGGUUGUGGGUUCUGCUUCAGAAUACCGAUGGUCCAGAAGUGAAGGGAUUAAAUUAACUAUGUUCUGGAUCUCAGCAACUUCAUACAGUGCAUCUUGUACAUUCCAUUCCACAAAGUGCCUGGAUGGUAUUGCUCAUCAUUGUGGUUGCCUUUUGGCACAUCUGUAUUUGGAGUACACCCAGGAGACUUCACCCAGUCCGCUCUAGGUAGGCAUUGUUUCCUGUACAAAAUAAGUCCAUCUAGGCCGUCGUCUUUGCCCAGAGCCUUUAUGAAGGUGUUGGCAGUAGUUGUCAGAGCCCUGUAGGAAAAUUGUUUUCUAGUGUUUCCUUAUCUGGACUACCAUUGUACUGCCAUGAGAAUAUAUGUCUGCCUUUCCUGUGCAUUGUGCCCUUGUGAAUAGAAAAACUGUGACUUAACACUUAAUAUGCCAGCAGUUCCUUGAAGGCUUUUUUUCAUGUUUGUCUUCCUUUAAACAUUGUAGGUGUUCCUCCCUUCCUUUGGCCUACUUCAUGGAUGGCCAUGAGUUGGAGGAAUCCUUGUCUGAUCCUGUUUUUUUAAGAAGUCCUUCAUCAAGCCGGCAUUAUACUCGCCUUAUUGUCUGUUCUUACUGGUAGGGCCGAGACAUUUUUGGCCAUGGAUAGUUGCAGUUCAGUGUUUAGCCUUUAACUUUGCUGUGUUUUUUUGUGCUUAGUGGCUGCCACAGUCUUCUUGGGCAUAUGUGGAGGAAUGUGCUGCAGUAGUCUGAGAGUCAUCAGUAGCUUCAUAGCCAGCUUGUGCUUAUGGAUCCUUUAUUACUGAACCAUUGUUGCUAAGCACUAGAAUUGUAGGUAAGUAGUACUAAUCUCCUGUUGUGUCUUCCCUUCCUUCAGCUGGACCCAUUGUAGGUCUUACUGACAAGACAGUUCACUUGCAAGUUGAGCAGGCCACAUAAGCUCAGUAUGAUGCAAGGACUGUACCCUACCCCCCUCAACCUCAGAUUGGGGUUCCGCUUUAGCUAGUUUGGAGCUUAGGGUAGUUCUGUUCCUAAAAGAGUUGGAGAAUCAUGCUUGAGAGGCCCAGCUUGAUGUAAUCAGUCAGUCUGCAACAUGGUAUCUAAACAAGCAAGGGGGAGCACAAGUUCAUAACUUUAUAUGCAAGGAGUUGAUGCUUGUCUAGCUGUGGGUCAUAGACAGACGCAUUAGUCUCUCGGCAUUUCACAUCCUGUGGGGAGGUGAAUAGCUAGCAGAUGCUGUAUUGCUUGGUCAGGGUUUUCCUGAAAUGGCACAGUCCAGGGAGUAGACUGACACUAUUGAAAAUACUGUUUUGUUUCUCUUCUGCUCAUUUCAACAAGGCAAGGGAGUAGUAAAGCACCUGUUCUCCUUUCUGUGGCACAAGUAAUUCUUUCAUUUCUGUUCAUUUGACAUCUGAUUUCUAAUUUUAGGGAAGAAAGGCCAGAACCGAUUCUUACUGCCACCUAAUAGCCAAAAUGGUGUGGUUUCAGCCAAUCUAGACCGGGAUGAGCCCUAUUUGUUGGGGUACAGCUGAGUAAACCCCAAGGUUUGUUGGUGGUAAAUACUACCUUAUUCCAUAGGACUUGAGUAGAAGUUCAGAGGUGAUUUAAUCUCCUACGAUGGCCCUCCAUGUGGCAAACAUAUAAUGCCAAGUAGAAAUGUUUGCCUAUGUAGAUUGCCAGUCUCUUACCUUCUGUGAUUUUGGCAUACUUUGGACACCUAUAAAACUUGAGCCACAGUUGUUCUGGAUGCUUGUCUGGCACUGAACAUGUCUGGGUUUUUUUCCGAGUAUUGUAACCUUGUGAAUGGAAAAAUUGUGGCUUAGCACUUCCUGUGCAUGCAGUUCCUUUAAGGAUUUUUUUCAUGCGUCUCUCCCUUUUAAACUUUUAGGUGCCCCUCCCUUCCUUUGAGAUUGGAGCAUUGUGGUUGGAAGGCUUACCUGUCCUCCAUUUGAGCCCCAUGUCUCAAUGAUGAAGUUAAGAGUGUCAGAGAUCCUUAUGUGUAAGAAAUCAUAUGUGGUCUUCUUCAAAGGGACGAUGAUCCUUGGCUUGUGUUAUGCAUGUUUCUAUUCCCCUUUUUUGACAUUUGAUUGGCUCCUGCUACUUGCCAGUUCUCAGGCCUCUCAUGGCCAAACAACCAAUUAGGCCCAUCUGUUUCCUCUUAAAGCGCGGUCAUGAAAGGACCAUGAGGAGGCCAUUACCUAGGCAGCCCUUAAGGGUUUUUUUAAGUAUGCUUUAACUCCUGCUGAUGCAAAAGUAACUGCAAUAUCUCCCAUUUUGUAGCAAGGUUGCACACACUUGCCUUCCGUAGGCUGUUAUGUUUCCAGGAAGGACUACUGCCAAAGCAGUUUGCAGAAGUCAAAUUCUUGCUCCCAGUCAGUUUGUUGGGAUCUAGCUAACAUUAGCUACUUACUCCCAUUCCCCAUAGCUAGCGCUCCAGUGCUUGAGCUGCUAUUCAGACUUUGGUCCUCUAGGUCAUAGUCAGGGCUUUAGUACUGUACAACAUAGAGCUGAGGCAGCCUUGUUUCCUUCUAAAGGUGGUUCCUAAGUCUUCUGUAAACCAGUUUGUGUCAACAGAAAUAUGAGAGAUGGUCUUUCCCACCUUAAAUGUGCAUUGGCAGCUCAGGUUAUUACCUUGAGCAAGUACAUCAGUUUAGAAGGCAGGACCAGUUUUUGUUAUGCUUUGCUGUAUGAAGGCAAGGGCUUUCACUUUCUAAGCAAACGCUGUUCAUGUUGAUCGCUAGCUGCAUUAUCUUCUGCCAUAAGUUUAGCUAACUGUACAUUGGCAGAUGCUGUGGUCAAAGCUCCCUCUCAGUUUAGCAGACAUUUGUACUGCAGUCCUUUGGUCCACUGCACACACUUUUACUGCAUAUCAUGGCUAAACUGUGGCUUAAAAAGCAUGUAUUGUGUACGACUUAGACGUGCGGUCUUUUCUGUGAUUCUGCAUGGGUCUGGCUGUUUUUACUGUCAACCAGGGGACUCAACCAGGAGUGUCCAUGAUUUUGAAGUUUAUUUGCAUUUACUUGCACAAUUUGCUGAUUUGUCACACCUAUUUUGCGAAUUGCUUGGUUUGAGCACUGACAAGAUGAUGUGUAAGGGGCCUUGCCUUGAUAAUUCAAGAUAUCCUCAUGCUUGAGUGUUUUUCUGCAAGUUACUAGGUUUGCAUACCCUGUAAGUCAGGCAAGAAUGUGUCAUUUCUUGAUUUGCAAGAAGUAAAUGUGUUUGGUGGGGGGGGGGGGGGCAAAACUGGUGGGGUCUAGGAAUGCACACUAUUAUUAGUUAAACAUUAUAUAUUUCACUACAGGCAUGCAAAUGUCCCUAAAUAGAAGAUUUUGUUGUGAAAAAUGUAAAUUCUGAAUGGCGGAGAGAAAAUACCCCACCAGAGACUCAUCAAGGAAAAUUCUUUUGCAAAUUAACUGAUAUUGCUUUUAAGAAUAUAGCCACGCAUCCCCCACCCACCCUCAAAAAGAGUUGUAUUGCAAUACUGGUACAGUUAAAUAGCAACAAAAAUUUUGUUUAGAGGGAAAGAAGUAAGCUGUGCCAACUUCCUGCCUGAAGAUUUUACAAUCAUUGCAGAAGAUAUGUAGUCAGCAGUUUAAUAUGGAAUUGUAUUUACUUGUCUGUAAUACAACUGUAAAGGCCGUAUGCUCUAAAUAGAGUGAAGAUGAGAAAGUACAUGACUACUUGUAUUUGUGUUGGAAAGUAUGCAUGAUGCAAUGAAUGUGGCCACCAUGUAAAACAGUGGGAUUGACCAUAUUUCUGCAGCAGUCAUCCCGGUCUGAGAGAGUGGGUUUUAUCAUACAGAUCACGGAACUUCAUUGUUAUCCUGUAAUGUUGAAGUCAUUUUUCUAUUGGGGCAUUAGGGGGUGCUGGUUACAACAUUCUGAUUUGACAUAAGUUAGUAAAGAUGGUAUUGUAGCUUUUUCUGAAUGUAAAUUUUAUUAAGUACUGACCUGCACAGUAUCUGAACAUUGCUAAGUGUUUGUUUAUAUUGAAUAUUUCUUAUUAAAAGCGGGUAAUUACAAAGGGCUGGGCAUGUAGUGUCUUCCCUCUGUGUUUGUUUGAUUUCAGAGCAAUAUGUGUGUAUUAAAAGUCGUAACUUAUAUUUUCAUUAUCUUCUGAAACUAGAGCACCUGGUCUUCAUUGUCAAGAGUGUGAUGUAUGUAUUUUACUUUGCUUUAGAGUUGUGUAUUGGAAUGUGCACUAAUAUGCCACGUAAUAUUCCACUAGUGGGUCCACAGCACAACUGUUCCAAGGGGUUUCAUUUUUCUGUUAGAGCAAGUUUGAAUUUUUUUUAAACUGAGAAGUCAUAAAAUCCCAUGUGUGCACUCUGGUCAUCAAGUAGUUACAGAACUUCCAUACUCAUGUUGUCUGUUUAAUUUUUCAAAACACUAAAAUCAUUCUUCCACAAUAGAAAUAUAUUGUUCCAUGAAAGAAAAAAAAAUCAGGCUGGAAGCCUAAUGAGAGCCAAUAGGGGUUCAAGCAGACAUUUUCAAACAAGUGUUGUGCUGAAUUUUAGUACUACACUAAAAACCCCUGUUCCCUUUGGUCAAGUUUAUUAUUAACUUGUCUUUUCUGUACUAGCCUUUUAGUAAAUUUAUGACUGGUUUCUUGGGUCACACACUUUUUAGGAGCUUAUGUAGUUGUAUUACAAAUGUGUUUUUCAGUAGUCAGCUGAUUUACGGUGCAGUGUUAAAGUUGAGAAAAAAAUUACUUUCACAUAUUUUUCUCACAUUAUUUAUGCUGCUUCUAUUCCAUUGUUUGUAUUUAAGUAGGUAGUAGUUUAGGGAUAUGAACAGGUCAGUCGUAGAACCUGUGCUUCUCUCCUGUUUGUUUUUUAAAUAGUUGCAAGAAUAAGGACAUCAAAUUUAACUGGCAACUCAAGUGUCUAGAAGACAUUUAUGUUGUUUUUUUUUCUUAGCUUUGCACUAAAGCAUUAAAUUUAACAAAGACAACAGCUCUUUUUGAGGUAUUUGUAUAAUGCAGCUGGCUGAUGGAGUUGCUUAUCCUUUUCAUUAACCUGUAUUUUGUUUGGGGAGAAACGCUGAUAAAACUUGACAAAAUUUUGUCCCAGAACCCUUUUUGCAGGGCCCAGCAUCUUUCUCAAUCAGAAUUUCUUAACAACUCCUUUAUAAUAUUCUAUAAUUCCCCAAGAUGUGUCCUUUUGUGCUACUAACACUCUGCCUCACAAAUUAAACAUAGCCAGUCCUCUCUUGAGAGUUUUAUAAAUUCAGGUUGUCAUGCACCCCUUUUCUUCUCCAUUGAACACUUCAGCCUAUUUGGUCUUCCUUGGUCAUCCUUCUCUUCACUGUUUUAGCAAUUAUAAUCUUUCUCCUCUACGAUCCCAGAUUUGAGCACAGUACUGCCCCCUCCAAGAGUGUUGUCAGUAGAGCCACAAACGGUCAUAAAGUGGCUUUCCCUCAUUCAGCACUAUCCUCAUUUUUCACAUCUGUAUGUAGUGCCCUUUGAAUACUACAAGAUAAAGGAGGUCCUAGUACUGCACGAUUCUCAAGCCUAUCCAUAACCCUGUCUCCAAGCAGAUUAUGCAGAGACUCAGCAGUGAAGUUUGUGUGCUACUACACAUUUGCACCUUCUUUGGCAAGCAGUCUGCUUGUACUAUAAUCCUCAGCCACCACUGAAGGUCAUAGCUAAGCAGUAUCCCACCCCCAACACAGAGGAUUGACCAGCCAGCACUUAAACUGCGCAUGUGCAUUUGCCUUGGGUGCAUCUUUAUUGCAUGAUGAAGCCUAGUCAUAAUUCAAACUGACAGAGCUUUUGUUUCAUCUAAUCUCCCAGAAGCUGUUUGGUAUGUGGCAUCUGCUUUAUACUUGGAUGAUCGUAGCAAUGUAUAAAACCUUAGACUUUUUAGCACUAAAACCAAGUUGUCAUAUAUUUGUCCAUCCUUUCAAAUAUUUCAAGUCACUUUUCAAACUAAUUUGCUUUUACACCUCAGACAUCUUUCUGCUUCUCUUUAAUCCUUCCUCCUAGUCACCUUUUUAUCCACCAGUUUCAUCACUUACCCACAUAUCCAUUACACUUCGGUUUGUCAGUUUAUCAGAAACCUGGCUGAAGUAAAAAAAACAUUGCAUCAUGUGGUGGUUGCUUAUACCAGGCUGUAGUUUCCCUUUCAUUAAAACAAAAAAAGGCUUGAUGAUAACUUCCUUUGGUAAAACAGUGCUCAUUUUACCUUACUAAUAUCUGGAUCCACCUCUUCAGAAAUGUGUGUUCCGCACCAUUUUAAUGAGUCAUGACAACAGUUGCCUUGUUCCAGUUCCCUAAUACUUUCUGUAAUGACCAUUAUUUUCAGUACCCUCUCUGACAUUAGAAGUGACAAGGUAUAUAAGGGGUGGAUGUUUGUCACAUAUAAAUAGUUCUGUUUCCUUCUUUGUAGUCACUGCAUCCAUCCAUUUACUGCCUUCUUCAGUCUGUCUGGGUCAAUUUCCAUUUAGAAAUUCAGACAUCAUUCUCAUUUUUAACUACCAAAGCCAGUUGUUUAAAAUAUUAGCUUAUUAUCUUGUCCUACUUUUAACUCUCUUUUUCUCUUCUUCCUUGAUAUAGUUCUUCCUAAUGUCACAAACGCGUGCGCACACACUCUCUCUCUAGUUUUACCUGUGCAUGGCAUUUCUGUGCAUCUUUCUAUUUUUCACUAAUGGCCCCACAAGUUACCCUGCAGCACAUACCUUCAUCACCCCUUUUUUCCUCUCCAGUGUCCUGUUUGUGUGACUGCUUUCCAUAAUGUAUUUCCAUAACUUGCUUCUCAUAUUUUUUCUUCCCAUAUUAAUCGUACUCUAUAUUCAUUUCCCUGAAGUUUUUUGAGAAUGUUGACAAUAGUGUCUCAGAGCCUAAUAUUUUCCAGAUUCCCCACAUUUUGAACAAAAGGCAUGUAUAAUUGCUCUGGGUGUUUUCCUCCUCCUAAGAUCCAUUACUGGGUUGUUCCCAUGCCCAACUCUACCACUUAAUUUCCUGCUGUUUUUCAUUGCAGAUAUACUUCUUACCUCUGUCUCACGUAAUGGAUUCUCUGCCUUCAUCAAGUAAACCUCUUAGUAAAUUUGAAUCUUAAUAUGUCAUUGGCCUGCAUUUCAUAAGCCGAUUUUAUUGCAUCCUGCUUCCUUUUUACUGGACCAUAUUUUGUUAAUUGUUGCUGUGUCUAUCUUAACUUUUAUUGUUUUCAUUCCCUGACCUUAGUUUCUAAGCUGCUAAACAUCACUUAACAUAGUGGCAUUGACGUUGAUCAGCCUUUACUCAUAGUUACCACCAUAACAUACACUGUCACACUUCACCUCACCCUUCCCCGUGUUUAGCACAAGUACAGUGCCUGCAAACCUCUUCAAGCUUCUCUGUUCAGCUGUUGACUGGUUCACAGUGCCUCUUUUAAGUUUGAUUUGUUAUGAUCAAAAACGAUUAUGUUAUGAAAUGGGCUUGUAAGGUGCAAGCAAGAUUUUUAGUAGCUGUAACGUCAUGUAUUGCAAUUUUAUUUUAUAAGUACAUGCUCCUAUAUGUUGUUUCUACAGAGGCACUAGAAUACUAUCUGAUGAACCUGUCAGUUUCUGGAAAUAAAUGUGGUAUUCAUUGCUAACAGUCUGGUACCCACCUGGAAGCAAGAUUCCAUUCUAACCCUCUCCCCAAUAUCUUUUCUGUAAAGGUGUACCUUUCCUAACUAAUGAUAAGGGGUCGAGGUAUCCAGAACAAGUCACAUUGUUUCCUCUGAAAGUGUAUUGUAUUACAUUCUGAAGGAAUGUAUCACUUCUGGUCAGUAGUCUCUAGAACUAUGUGCAAAUGUUGCCUUGUGUUUACACUUUAGCAGGCAUGGGCAGACUUGUCAGUGUUGUAGCAGGGCUGAUUCCAAGUGGAAUACUGUCUGUGCCACCUUUUCUUCGUUUACUGGAUGUUUGAUGCUUUUUGCCAUGCCACCAGACCAUCUUCACACAGGUCUAAUAUACUCAUUUAGAAUUUCAAAAAGUACCCAUCAUAUGUACUUAGGGGCCUGUAGAGAUGAGAGCUAAAAUAAUAUUCACAGUAACUAAGUUGUUUUAUAAACCCCUUGACCUCAGGGAAAUUAUAUUUUUUGAUUACCCACCACUCCUUCUUUCUGAGCCCUCUGUGGUUUGCCUUGGCUUGUUUUGUCAACAUUAAGUCGGGACUAUAUUUUUGCAUGGAUGUUAACAGACCCUUUCUUUUUGCAUGUGACUUUCUACUUCUGUAAUUACUGUCUUCCCUCAUAGUUAGGGCUUAAUUACUUGAAUGAGCAGUAGCACAUAAAGCCCCUAAGCAAAAAUUAAGUUCCUUUAAAAACUUAUCCUUAGGUUUUUGAGUCACUUGUGUUGCUUUUUAAGUCCUGUACUUUGUCAGAUAUUUUGUUAUCUUUUCUAGCCUAGGGCGACUUCUGUGUGUACUUUGUUAAACACUGCAAGGUUGUCCUUUUUUUGACCCUAGGCUCCCAAAGUGACAUUUUUUUUUCUUCACCCCUUUUUAGAAGUGUAGUGUCUGAGAGGUACGUGAAUGUUUGGACAUACUUGCAUUUAAAAAAAAGUACAUCUACUAUUCUCUAUAUAUUGUGCCUGUGCAUUCUUUUUUUUUUUUUUUUUUUUUGUAAUAAAAUAUUUAUCAAAUCUGGGUAAAUAUUUGUGUGCGUUUCUUGUGAGAAACUUUUUUCCUUCUAAAUUUUAACUCUGUAACUACACAUAGAUGAUGCAUAAGAGAGCUCCUGUAUGUUACUGUCUGUGGUAUUGUACAUUUGUUCGACUUGAGAUACUGUUACUUGUUCUUCCAUGCUGUUUUAUUAAGGAUCUGGAUGCUCGGUCACUGUUACAAAAAAUGUAUGAUAGUGAAGGAAUAUCAAAGAUAUAAAUACCUGAGAGCUAUGUAUGUGAAACGAAUGAAUGUUAAUGUAAAAGUGAAAUGUACAGUUGUAAAAAAAAAAAAAGUUUCUAAUUGUUUAUUUUCUAUGCACUUUUUAUUUAAGUGGUAGUUAAAUAAACAUUUCCAGUUUA
Messenger RNA from Protopterus annectens (West African lungfish), 28232 nucleotides. RefSeq names its product lysine methyltransferase 2A (gene KMT2A). Gene Ontology annotation, molecular function: protein binding; zinc ion binding; DNA binding. The record is from RefSeq and is a predicted model, not a curated record. The transcript is spliced from 36 exons. Gene Ontology annotation, biological process: positive regulation of DNA-templated transcription. Gene Ontology annotation, cellular component: nucleus; histone methyltransferase complex. Bases 36 to 12770 code for a protein of 4244 amino acids. NCBI's taxonomy places the organism in Eukaryota, Metazoa, Chordata, Ceratodontiformes, Protopteridae.